Molecule: messenger RNA, 1059 nt
Organism: Kwoniella botswanensis
Lineage: Eukaryota; Fungi; Basidiomycota; Tremellomycetes; Tremellales; Cryptococcaceae
Exons: 5
Coding region: 1-1059 (352 amino acids)
Source: RefSeq, a predicted model, not a curated record
AUGGACUACGCCUACGCUUUGCUCGAUAAAGGUUAUAUACCUGAUUCUGCUCUUCGACCGGUGAUCAGGCAAUUGUGCAGGAAGAGAUUGAGGGAGAUUGAUCAUGGAUCAUUCGGUGCCAACCACUCUGCGAAAAUGGCAUUCGUCUCCGACCUGCACACCCGUCCGAUUGCUACCCACACAUCGGAGGCUAACGAACAGCACUACGAGGUACCCACCUCGUUCCAUGCGUUAUGUAUGGGCCCACGAAUGAAAUACUCUUCUUGUCUUUGGGAAGGAUCCGACCCAAGUGGAAAGAACAUUAAAGUCAAGACGCUUGCGGAAGCUGAAGAUUUGAUGUUGAGCAGUUAUUGUAAAGAUGCGAAACUCGGACGAGGACUCAGGGGUAUACUGGAUCUGGGUUGUGGGUGGGGUAGUUUGGGGUUGUUCUUAGCUGAGCACUACCCUCUAGCCCAAAUCAAGAUGCUUUCCAACUCGCGUACUCAAAAAGAAUAUAUUGACUCCCUAGCUUCCGAAAAGGGAUUUAAGAAUGUCGAAGUGAUCACUGGGGAUGUCAACGUCUACGACUUUGAGGAGAAGGAGCAAUUCACACAUAUCAUGUCUAUCGAAAUGUUUGAGCACAUGAAAUCGUAUUCCCUCCUCUUGAAAAAGGUUUCCACAUGGUUGAAACCCAAUGGGAAAUUAUUCAUUCAUAUAUUCUGUCAUCGAUCUCAACCAUAUCAUUUCGAAUCCGAUGACGGGUGGAUGGCUCAAACGUUCUUUAGUGGCGGUACAAUGCCUUCUUUCGACCUAUUCACCUAUUUCCAGGAAGAUUUGAUUCUCAAGCAUUCAGAAUGGAUAAACGGUGUGAAUUAUUCUAAGACACUUGAAAGCUGGCUGGUCAAUCAAGAUAGAAAUUCAAAGAAAGCGAUGAAAGAGCUGGUAGAUAAUAUGGGAGAAGAAGAGGGUAGAAAAACUUAUUAUAGGUUUAGAGUCUUCUUCAUGGCUUGCGCGGAGUUCUUCGGGCUGGAUGGUGGAGAAACUUGGGGUGUGGGUAAGUACCUGUUUGAGAAGAGAUAG